CUCUUUCUCUCCUCUGCACGAAGCGGAAGACAGAGACUCCUCUCCGCCGUGUUGUGCCUCUCUGUCUGCGGCGGACUGUAUCGAGGUUAAAAACACACGGACAGAGCGGAUUCAUCAGCCGAAAAACACGCACAGGGCCUGCCCUAAACACCCAGACACACACCCGGGAGGGAGGAUGGAGCCUCACGGCAGAGAGGAGCUGAAGGGGCCGGUGCUUCACAUCGUGGUGGUUGGUUUCCACCACAAGAAGGGCUGUCAGGUUGAAUUCUCCUACCCGCCGUUGAUGCCCGAUGAGGGUCACGACAGCAACGUGCUGCCGGGCGAGUGGAAGUACCUCCCUUUCCUGGCUCUUCCUGACGGGGCGCACAACUAUCAGGAAGACACUGUUUAUUUCCACCUGCCGCCGCUGAGCGGAGACAUGAAGUGCGUCUACGGAGUUUCCUGUUAUCGCCAAAUAGAAGCAAAGGCCUUAAAGGUCCGACAGGCUGACGUCACCCGGGAGACGGUUCAGAAGAGCGUCUGCGUCCUCAGUCGAGUGCCUCUCUACGGCCUGCUUCAAGCUAAACUGCAGCUCAUCACGCACGCCUACUUCGAGGAGAAAGACUUCUCGCAGAUCUCCAUCUUAAAGGAGCUGUACGACCACAUGAACGGAUCUCUGAGGGGGUCGACUCUGGAGGGUUCGCAGGUUUAUCUCGGUUUAUCACCACGAGAUUUAAUCCUUCACUUUCGACACAAGAUUCUCAUCCUCUUCAAGCUCAUCCUGCUGGAGAAGAAGGUCAUGUUCUACGUGGCUCCUGUCAACAAACUGGUCGGAGCUCUGAUGACGGUUUUGUCGCUGUUUCCAGGUAUGAUCGAGCACGGCCUCGUCGACUCGUCCCACUACAGGCCCAAGAGCAGCGUGUCCGAGGACCUGAGUCUGGUGGAGAGCGUCUCAGGAGCCGAGGAGUUCGUCUCCGUGUCCGUCACCGACAUCGCGAACACCACGCUGGAGCUGGACAGGGUGGACACCGCCCAGCCUGCCGCAGAGCCUCCGUCCCCUGGGAACAGCUCGGCGGCGGGGGACAACCACCUCCUGAAGCCUCCGUCACGCCCGUCACCAGAUUCCUCCGAGAGCGACUGGGAGACUCUGGACCCGAGCGUUUUGGAGGAGAGCCCUCGUAAAGAGGGAGCCGAGGGGAGCGAGACACAGCCGGAGCUCCUGGACACCUUCGACUCCAAGCCGGGGACGCCGAUCACCGUGCAGCCGCAAUCCGCCAGCAGUCAGGGAGGCGUCGUGCAGGGUCUGGUGUCCGGUCUGGAGGAGGAUCAGUACGGCCUGCCGCUGCCCAUCUUCACUAAGGGUUACCUCUGCCUGCCCUACAUGGCCCUGCAGCAGCAUCACCUCCUGUCGGAUGUGGCAGUGCGUGGCUUCGUUGCCGGAGCGACCAACAUCCUCUUCCGGCAGCAGAGGCACCUCAGCGACGCCAUCGUGGACGUGGACGAAGCCGGCAUCCAGAUCCAGGACCCGGAGCUCCGGAAGAUCCUCAGCCUGACGACGGCCGACCUGCGCUUCGCCGACUACCUCGUCAAACACGUGACGGAGAACCGCGACGACGUCUUCCUGGACGGGACGGGCUGGGAGGGCGGAGACGAGUGGAUCAGAGCCCAGUUCACCCUCUACCUCCACUCUUUACUGUCCUCAGCACUACAGCAAGAUAACGAGAGGCUGCUGGCCGAUUACGGAGCGCCGUUCGUCACCGCCUGGAAGAUCACCCACAACUUCAGAGUGUGGUACAGCAACAAGCACCCCGCCAUGACGGCCAUCACCCCGGGACACCCGUUCCAGGGCCAGUACAGCGUCGCUGACGUGAAACUACGACUCUCACACUCGGUGCAGAACAGCGAGAGAGGGAAGAAGAUUGGAAACGCCAUGAUGACCACCAGUCGCAGCGUGGUCCAGACAGGGAAGGUUGUAGGUCAGUCCGUUGGCGGAGCGUUGACCAGCGCCAAGUCGGCCAUGACCUCCUGGUUCUCCACGCUGGCCCAGCCUGCAGCUGUAACCAACGCGCCGUGUACCGAGCCCGCCACGGAGGUCAAACCCUGAAAAAACCACCAGCCCUCCUUUGAUCUUCUGGCGACCGUCGAAGCUGGAGAGUCGGCGGAGCGAGAGCUGGUUUUUAUGAAGUCUGGGUCGCCGCUUCGUUGGCAUUAAUCUGUAUGGUCCAUAUCCACUGUGAUGCUGCCGGCGCUUAUCGAUCAAAAAAAAACCCCAGAAGUUUCAGCAAGGCGCCUGUUUUUGUAUUGCUGGAUGCUUCCCUGUGAGACACUUGAUGAUGCUGUCGUUGGGUUUGCGGUGUUCAACUCUUUGCUGCAUAUUUCUAGAGUUUGUCUAUAUAGCCGACUAUUUUACUGAGAAAUUAUGUUUAAAGAAAAAAGAAAAACUAAAUCUGUGUCGCAGGAUUUGACCCAACAGCAUGAGCUGCAGCACCUUGAAGAUUUUAACAGUUUGUUUUUAAAUUGACUCGUUCAGUGAUGCCUCUGUAGUAACAUUGUGGUCGGUAACAGCAAGAAUCAAACAUAUAAUUGCAUAAAAAUACAUGUUACGGCUGCAGAAAACAGUGAAAAAUGUCACGUCUACGGAGCCCCGAACUGACAAAAUGUAGUACAAGCUACAAAUAUACAAACAAUAACCACAAAGCUUCAUAUUUUUACUUUAAUCGCCAAUUAUUUGAGUAAAAUAUAAAUUAAGCUGUCAAAAAAACAUUAACAAAUUUAGCUGGCUAAUGCUACUUGGACGUUUUUAGUUUAGUUUGUUCGACAUCAUUACGGAAGAGUGUUAAAUCAUACACUAAGAUUGUUAAUGUUACGGAGACGGUACUACUUACUUAGUUUCGUUAGCUUGCUAACAAAGGUAGGUAGCGAAUGCUACUUGAACAUUUUAGUUUGUUAUUAUGAGAAAGGAGGUAUUAAAUAAUAAAAACAUCAGAGAUUGAUCAAUAAACUCCAAUAUUGUUAAUUUUAUAUCUGUAUACUUCCAAGUAGCGUUAGCUAGCUGACAAAGUUAGCUUUUUUUUUUUGCGUGCUUUCUUACUUUUUAGCCAGCAAGCUAAAUAAACUUUAGCUACUGUGAUGCUACAGAAGUAUUCAGUACAGUAUUGUGAAUGUUUAACAUUUAACUAUAGUUAUGUUAAACACGGCUGGUGUAUUUUUUUUAUCACAAAAGUUUCAAUGAGGUAGCUAGUUGAAAUGGUUAAACAAGCUACCAGCUAUUUCAGCUAAGCUAACUAGCCACACAUCAAAAUAAAAUGUGUAAUGUGGGAAAUAUAGCCGAUUAAAUAUGUGUCAAGAGUAAAAUAAGUUCAGUUUUAAUUAGUUUUAUUAACCGGUUAACGGUAAAGGUGGAAAAAAAUAAGUGUUUUGUUAGCUAGCUAGUAAAGUUAGCUUCAGUGAGAUAGCUAGCUGAAAGUUUAGAGCUUUAACACAAGUAUAAAGCUUUCUAUUUAUUUUUACAGUUUCUUUUAAACAUGUAAUAUAUUGUAUUUGUGUAUUUAGUUGUAUUUUUGAUUCAUCUGCCAACAUUAUGUCAGUUUGUUGGCUCCGUAGACGUCUAAACCACCCAAAAAAAUUGAAUUUAAGACUAAAUAAAAUAGCAAAUUAUCACAAUUUGUGAAAUGUUUUUUUAGCCAUUUUGUCUUGAUACAUCACUUAAAUAAUUAAUCCACUCCCUUAAACUGUUACUACAAUAACCACAAUGUUAUUACUUAGAUCCUCGUGUACCUAAUGCCUGAAUUUCGUGAUGAAAACCUCCCUUAUAAUUAACUAUGAAGGAACCUGCACCCGGCUGUGUGUGUUUGACGGGGUGUUAGUAACCCUCACCCAGGCCUUUUUGUACUUUGCUGUCAGAACAUAUUAAAUAUAUAUAUUGGGAGAACUAUAUUUAGUAAAUCUGAACAUAGUGUAACGUCAGAUAUCUUAUUUAUUUGUUGUGUAUGAACUCAUAAAUGUCCCAUGUUUUGUCAUGACAACACUGGAACAAGUCCUAAUCUGUGGACCACUGUGUGUAUUUGCACAAAGCAGCCAUUAUAUUGUAUUUAUAUGACUCUUUAUCUCGUUUAACUGUAAUUAUGAGGUGCUUACGGGAUCUUUUUCCUUCCCGUGCUACAAAUAAUUCAACAAUAAGUUGGAUUAAAAGUGGUCCAGUGAGCAUGCUCAGUCCAGUCCAGUUUUACAGCUGUAACGAGUGUCAUCCUUUUCGUCUUUAAAUCUCUUUUUCUUGUUGUUCAUGCUUUUAACUCAUUUCUGGAGUUCCCUUUUUGAUUUCUGGAUUAAUUGUCAGAAGGUAUCGUCUGAUUUUUGUUCCUUUUUUUUAUCCUCUGAUGAUCAUUUUUGUAUUUAAAAGAUAUGAAUGUAUUAUGAACUCAAAUUCACAGAAUAUUUUCUUGACAGAUGCUUUUAAUGUAUUUGAGAGGAAAGUGAUACUCGACUAUAUUGCUGUAUUAAAAACAAAUGAUUAAAAUGUG
Messenger RNA from Larimichthys crocea (large yellow croaker), 4499 nucleotides. RefSeq names its product AVL9 homolog (S. cerevisiase) (gene avl9). Bases 176 to 2083 code for a protein of 635 amino acids. The record is from RefSeq and is a predicted model, not a curated record. NCBI's taxonomy places the organism in Eukaryota, Metazoa, Chordata, Actinopteri, Sciaenidae. The transcript is spliced from 16 exons. Gene Ontology annotation, cellular component: cytoplasm.